Messenger RNA from Stylonychia lemnae, 1707 nucleotides. The record is from the annotation of a GenBank genome assembly. Lineage: Eukaryota; Ciliophora; Spirotrichea; Sporadotrichida; Oxytrichidae.
AUGGCUUAGCCUUUUUUUACGAAUCCUUUUAUAGGUCUAUAGAACUAUGGGUAAUCAUACUUGGCAAGUUUGCAACAGUAAAACUAGCAAACUCAACAACCCUCGCCAAUGCCCUAACUUCAACAACAGCAAUAAUAAUAGCAAUAAUCUCAUCAUCAUCAGUCGCUUAGUGAGCGAGUCAGACAAAUGAGUGAAGUUACAGCACCUAUGUCAAAUCCAAUGCUCAGCCAAAUGAAUGGAUAAAGAAGAAUGGACUCAGUUUAAGAGACUUAGGCAUUCCCAAUGGGAAAAGAUUUUAUGCAGCAAUAAGUUUAGCAAUUCCAACAAUCGCCUCCCUAGCAAUAGACGACCCCUACUCCACCACUCGUUACCCAUAAAUCUAGUGAAACCUCAAAUAUCAGAAAUGUUUGGGUAGAAAAUUUUGAAAUUGAGUUGCCUAUAAUCAGUGAGCUGCUAGAUAAAUUCCCCUACGUCGCUAUGGACACUGAGUUUCCAGGAGUAGUGAUAGAUGAGAUUUCAGAGGCCUUCAGAAAUUCAGAUCAAAGAGAGUAUUUAAAGAUCAAAGCGAAUGUCGACAUUUUAAAGAUUAUCUAAGUUGGUAUCACCUUAUCUGAUGAAAAUGGUAACCUUCCUGAGCCUGUAUCCACUUGGCAAUUUAACUUCAACUUUGAUAUUGACACAGAAAAUAAAUCAACUACUUCCAUCAAUCUCCUUUAAAAUUGCGGAAUAGACUUUUAGAAGUUAAAGAGACAUGGUAUUCAUCCUUUGUAUUUUGCAGAGAAAGUGAUAACUUCAGGCUUGAUACUUAAUGACAGAGUGCAUUGGAUAUGCUUCCAUGGUUGCUACGACUUCGCAUAUCUUUUGAAGAUCGUUAUGAAUGAACUUUUACCCAAGUCUAAAGAGAAUUUCAACCAAAAUUUGAAGAUGCUAUUUCCUAAUAUCUAUGACAUCAAGUCCUUCCAACAUGAAUUCUCUGACCUUUUUGAAAGCGGAGGCUUGAACAGAAUCGCUGACCUGCUUGGAAUCUAGCGUAUAGGAAUUACUCACUAGGCAGGGUCAGAUAGUCUAGUGACUUCGCAGGUUUUUUUCAAGCUGAGGUCAAACUUCCAAAACCUUUUCCCUCAAAUCAUAUUGGAAUACAACCAUGAUGUCUAUGGUUUCAGCAACGACUAAGCUUUUCCUUCAAUGAGUAGAACCCCUGCCACUAUUCAUCAUAUUGAUCCUCUUCACAGUAAUACUUUUGACGAAAAUGAUAACGCUGUUAAUCAUGAACUUUACUAUAAUUAUGUGCCAAAUUCAGACUAUGAUGGUGGAUUUUUCUAUAAUGGGCUUGGCUCUGGCACCACAAACAAUGUUGACUUAUCAGUUUUCUAAAGUAGAUCUACCCCAGUUGUUUAAAGUUCAUUCUAGAACUAUAUUAACUCCCAAUAGUAUGUAGACUCGGGCAAGAAACUAGGCAAAAAUAUUCAGGAUAUCUUCGUUGAACAAUCUUAUGCCAAGACUCAAGCCUCAGGACAUUUACUUCACACCACCACCCCUCCACCCUUAAUGAUGGAAGGUCAGUAUAUUCUGAGAAACUUAACACCAGGAUAAAAUCACGGAGUUGACCUAAUUAACUAGUAUUCCUAGCAAUAGUGGAACUACUAUAAUGGCACCAACAACCAUUAAAAUGGGUAUCCUAACUCCACUGGAACUUUCUACUCUUGA